Messenger RNA from Anolis sagrei ordinatus, 2245 nucleotides. RefSeq names its product cleavage and polyadenylation specific factor 3 (gene CPSF3). Gene Ontology annotation, molecular function: RNA endonuclease activity; 5'-3' RNA exonuclease activity; RNA binding. Gene Ontology annotation, biological process: mRNA 3'-end processing by stem-loop binding and cleavage. The record is from RefSeq and is a predicted model, not a curated record. NCBI's taxonomy places the organism in Eukaryota, Metazoa, Chordata, Lepidosauria, Squamata, Anolidae. Gene Ontology annotation, cellular component: mRNA cleavage and polyadenylation specificity factor complex.
CCGGUUCUUCCUCGCGGGAGGGCACGCAGUACGGGUGCCGAGGAAGGACAUUCGGGGCCGUGUGCGCAGUUGUACUGCUUCCCCGCAGUAGGGAUGGCGGUGAGGCGGCGGGCGGAGGCCUUCGUGCCGGCGGAGGAGAGCGACCAGCUCCUGAUCCGUCCCCUAGGUGCUGGUCAAGAAGUAGGGAGAUCAUGCAUUAUCCUGGAAUUCAAAGGAAGGAAGAUAAUGCUCGAUUGUGGAAUCCACCCUGGCCUCGAAGGAAUGGAUGCACUUCCUUACAUUGAUUUGAUAGAUCCUGCUGAGAUCGAUCUCCUCUUGAUUAGCCAUUUCCACUUAGAUCACUGUGGGGCAUUGCCCUGGUUUCUACAAAAGACAAGUUUCAAAGGAAGAACCUUCAUGACCCAUGCUACAAAAGCAAUUUAUAGAUGGCUUCUAUCAGAUUAUGUUAAAGUUAGCAACAUCUCUGCGGAUGACAUGCUGUAUACAGAGACAGAUUUGGAAGAAAGCAUGGACAAAAUUGAGACUAUCAACUUCCACGAAGUAAAAGAAGUGGCAGGAAUCAAGUUCUGGUGUUACCACGCAGGCCAUGUUUUGGGAGCAGCUAUGUUUAUGAUUGAAAUCGCUGGAGUGAAGCUGUUAUACACAGGUGAUUUCUCACGACAAGAAGACAGGCAUUUGAUGGCAGCUGAGAUUCCUAAUAUUAAACCUGACAUUCUUAUCAUUGAAUCCACCUAUGGGACACACAUCCAUGAGAAACGGGAAGAGAGAGAGGCACGAUUCUGUAACACUGUGCAUGAUAUUGUAAACAGAGGAGGUAGAGGUCUUAUUCCUGUAUUUGCCUUGGGAAGAGCUCAAGAAUUGCUUUUGAUAUUAGAUGAAUACUGGCAAAAUCACCCUGAGCUACACGAAAUACCAAUCUACUAUGCCUCCUCUCUGGCAAAGAAAUGUAUGGCCGUUUACCAGACGUAUGUCAAUGCCAUGAAUGAUAAAAUCCGCAAACAAAUCAACAUCAACAACCCAUUUGUAUUCAAGCACAUUAGUAAUCUGAAGAGUAUGGAUCAUUUUGAUGACAUUGGCCCCAGUGUUGUAAUGGCUUCCCCUGGGAUGAUGCAGAGCGGUUUGUCCAGGGAACUGUUUGAAAGCUGGUGCACUGACAAGAGAAAUGGGGUCAUCAUAGCUGGAUAUUGUGUGGAAGGAACACUUGCCAAGCACAUUAUGUCUGAACCAGAAGAAAUUACCACUAUGUCUGGGCAGAAGCUCCCACUGAAGAUGUCCGUGGACUACAUUUCUUUCUCUGCUCAUACGGAUUACCAGCAAACCAGCGAGUUUAUUCGGGCAUUGAAACCUCCACAUGUGAUUUUGGUGCAUGGUGAGCAGAACGAAAUGGCCAGGUUGAAAGCUGCGCUGAUACGUGAAUAUGAGGAUAAUGAUGAAGUUCAUAUAGAGGUCCAUAAUCCUAGAAAUACCGAGGCUGUGACAUUAAACUUCAGAGGAGAAAAGCUGGCCAAGGUUAUGGGUUCUCUAGCAGAUAAGAAACCAGAACAAGGGGAGAGAGUUUCAGGAAUACUAGUUAAAAGAAAUUUUAACUAUCACAUACUUUCUCCGUGUGAUCUUUCCAGUUACACAGAUCUUGCCAUGAGCACUGUGACACAGACGCAAGCUGUCCCAUAUACAGGCUCAUUCAGUCUUCUUUAUUACCACCUACAAAAAUUAACAGGUGACAUAAAAGAAAUAGAAGUUCAGGAAAAGUCAGCCCUGAAAGUUUUUAAAAACAUCACUGUCAUCCAGGAGCCUGGCAUGGUGGUGCUUGAGUGGGUAGCAAAUCCUGCUAACGAUAUGUAUGCAGACACCGUAACCACAGUGAUACUGGAAAUACAAUCAAAUCCCAAAAUUCAUAAAGCUGUGAUACACAAAAUUCCUAAAAAAGAAGAAACAGAAGCUUAUCACAAGAAAAUGGAGAUCAUGCUUCAAGACAUAUUUGGAGAAGACUGUGUAAGCGCAAAGAAGGAUAACAUACUGAGCAUCACUGUGGAUGGAAAAACAGCCAAUCUUUCAUUGGAUACACGGACUGUUGAUCAUGAACCAGGAUGUGAAGAUGACGAUGAAACUCUUCGGGAAAUGGUGGAGUUAGCAGCACAAAGACUCUAUGAUGCCAUCAUUCCUUUACAAUAAAUGGAGUGAACACUGUAUAUAUUGGGGACCAUGGGGAGGGGAUUACUAUUUACUUUACCAUCAUUGUUUUGUU